Brenthis ino (lesser marbled fritillary) is the source of this 303-nucleotide messenger RNA. Lineage: Eukaryota; Metazoa; Arthropoda; Insecta; Lepidoptera; Nymphalidae. The record is from the annotation of a GenBank genome assembly.
AUGUCAUUUGUAUAUAAAAUAUUGGAAAAGUUACAACAUUUCCAGUACUGUGACACACCUUUAGUAGCGCGCGGGGCGUCGCGGGAGGGUAGUGGGAGUGUCGGCUCGGUCAAAGGGCCCUUUGAUGUUUGCCGCCGGCUUAAUGCACCGCCCGCGGGCCCCGCUCCGCUCAUCAUUAGCAAUUUCCCCGUCAUACAAUGUGGCAUGUCAUGUUCGCUCACAUUAACUGCGAAUGUAGCGAAAUCAAUCAGGGCCGCGGAAGGCGUGAGAGCGGCGGCAGAUCAAAGACUCGCCGCCGGUGGA